AUGUCCCAGGCUGCCCGCAAAUGCCGGUGCUGGCCGCAAAUGUCGGCUGCCCGCAAAGUGGCUGCCCGCAAAAGAUUUGCCCGCAAACUGGUUGCCCGCAAAGUGGUUGCCCGCAAGUGUGCGCCCGCCUCAUAUUCAGUCAGUUCAUACUCAGUCAGCUCGAAAACCUUUCAAAUUUUUUUUCAAUUUUCACAAAAAAUCCUUUUGUUAAAAGUCCCGAAGCGAAAACAUUUCAAAAUUUUUUCAAAUUUCACAAAGAAUCCUUUUUUCAACUCCCGAAGCGAAAACAUUUCAAAUUUUAUUCAAAUUUCACAAAAAAUCCUUUUUUUCCAAGUCCCGAAGCGAAAACAUUUGAAAAAUUUUUUAAAUUCACCAAAAAAUUCUUUUUUCCAAGUCCCGAAGCGAAAAUAUUAAACGGUAUCGUUGACCCGAAAUGUCGUUGACCCGAAAUGUCGUUGACCCGAGUUGUCGUUGACCCGAGUUGUCGCGACCCGAGUUGUCCCUGACCCGAAAUGUCGUAGCGAAUGCAGAAUUUAAAGAAAAUCUGAGCGUCGCAUUUGGGGUACUCCCUUGCUAGCUAAUCUUGUAAUAAUAACUUGGCUCCCAGAGUCGAAUCUUCAACACCAAGACCACCUUUGCCGAGCGAGUAGCCAAACUUUCUCGCGAUGAUGCUGUUCUGUCCCGACUAUCGACAACCUAUCUUAUCCUAUGUUUCGAUGGCGAAGUUGUCUCGUCACAGGCGCUACUGACCGGGAUCUAUUUCCUGGCACUGGUCGCACUCGUCCUGCUUAUCACAUUCUACAACAUCAAAACCUCGACUGCACCGAGUAGCGCCCAACGCUUCCAUUGGAUGCUAUUCUACGCCCUGCUUGCUCAAUGCAUCGCGCAUUCGCUGACAAUUUCAAUCCCGGCUAUUGUGUUUGGCGUGACGCAAAACUCGCCUCAGGCCCCGUUAAUUUCAAUGCUCUGUGUUUUGGCUGGAUUCUUCAAUACCUACGCGAAUUGCUUCAUCUUUUUACUGAUUAUCAAGCCGUAUCGAGUGUAUUCGAAACGAGUCCUUCUGAGCGUUUUCAAGUCCAACAAAGUGGCGGAGAUACGACCUCAGGCGGCUCCGAUUCAAACUCAAACAACCUCGGAAGCUGCGACAAUUGUUCAAGUAGAACAACCGACGCAUUAA
Bursaphelenchus xylophilus (pine wood nematode) is the source of this 1177-nucleotide messenger RNA. Lineage: Eukaryota; Metazoa; Nematoda; Chromadorea; Rhabditida; Aphelenchoididae. The record is from the annotation of a GenBank genome assembly.